AUGGGUUCGAUUGAUGAAUUUGAGCACCUUUCCCCGGGUGAAACCUUCAACGGGACCAAUACCACCGAAACCAAAGAGCUCGAUGCUCUGAUAGUUGGCGCCGGUUUCGGUGGCGUUUGGCAGCUCAAGCAACUCCGUGACGCAGGCUACCGCGUCAAACUAGUCGAGCAUGGUUCCGACUACGGAGGCGUAUGGUAUUGGAACCGGUACCCAGGUGCCCGCGUGGACAGCCCUAUCCCCAACUACGAGUUCUCUGACCCCGCACUGUGGAAGGAUUGGACAUGGAAGCAGCGCUUUCCUGGCAGCGCCGAGAUCCGAGCCUAUUUUGCGCAUGUAGCCAAGGUGUGGGAUUUGAGAAAGGAUACCCAGUUUAACACUUUUGUUUCUUCAGCCGUCUGGAGUAAUGUUGAGGCGAAAUGGACUGUGAGGACGAAAGGGGGAGAGGCGUACCGCGUCAAGUUUUUCUUACUCAACACGGGGUUCGCUGCGAAGAGACACAUUCCAGACUGGAGAGGCAUCGGCUCGUUCAAAGGGACGUUCCUCCAUCCCUCAUACUGGCCCCAUGAAGAGCCUGAUCUGCAUGGCAAGAGGGUGGCCAUUGUUGGUACCGGUUCCACCGGUGUUCAGCUGGCACAGGACCUGAGCAAGGUCGCUGGUCAACUCACAGUCUUCCAGCGUACGCCGAACAUGGCUAUGCCGAUGAGACAAGUGGAUUACAAAGCUCCCAAUCAAGCUAUCCCCAAGCCCAAGUACCCCGACUUCUUCGCCGGACGCCACGAAAGCUUCGCUGGUUUCGACUACAACUUCUACCAUAAAUCCACAUUUGAGGACACCCCAGCCCAACGGAAACAAAAGUACGAGAAACUCUGGAGCGAGGGCGACUUCAAGUUCUGGCUUGCCACUUACCACGACAUGUUGUUCAGUAAGGAUGCAAACCGCGAAGCAUACAACUUCUGGCGGGACAAGUCUCGAGCGAAGAUCCAAAAUCCAAAGGUUGCCGACAUACUCGCUCCCAUGAAGCAACCGCACGCUUUUGGCUGCAAACGUAUAUCCCUAGAGAAGGACUACUUUGAGAUUUUCAACCAACCCAACGUUGCGGUAGUCGACGUGAGUGACAAGGGAACGCCAAUCCAGGGGAUUACAGAGAACGGCAUCAAGACAAAUGACGCCGAGUACCAAUUCGACUACAUCAUCAGCGCGACUGGCUACGACGCGGUUACCGGAGGUCUUAGCCAGAUCGACAUCAGAGGCCAGUCGGGCGAGAGCCUGAGUCAGCACUGGAAGGACGGGGCUAGAACGCACCUUGGCCUCGCAGUAUCAGGGUUCCCCAACAUGUUCUUCACGUACGGGCCACAAGCACCGACGGCAUUCUGCAACGGCCCCACAUGCGCGGAGCUGCAGGGCAAUUGGAUCCUUCAGACGAUGAAUCACAUGCGAGUAAAGUCGAUCAAGAAGAUUGUCGCACAAAUGGAGAGCGAAGAUCAGUGGAAGAAGCUCGUGUGGGACAUCGCCGAUUCUUCGCUAUUGACGUCUGUUGACUCUUGGUACAUGGGCACCAACAUCCCUGGCAAGCCAAGGGAGCCGUUGAUCUAUCUUGGUGGAGUACCGUCAUAUUACAAGACAAUCUACGAGGCGGCCGAGAAGGGGUAUAUCGGAUUUGACAUGUCCUAG
This is a messenger RNA of Pyrenophora tritici-repentis Pt-1C-BFP, 1671 nucleotides long. Its product is annotated as Pyr-redox-3 multi-domain protein. Lineage: Eukaryota; Fungi; Ascomycota; Dothideomycetes; Pleosporales; Pleosporaceae. Gene Ontology annotation, molecular function: NADP binding; N,N-dimethylaniline monooxygenase activity; flavin adenine dinucleotide binding. The record is from RefSeq and is a predicted model, not a curated record.